This is a messenger RNA of Drosophila elegans, 1787 nucleotides long. It is a transcript of the gene UBL3, whose product is annotated as BEACH domain-containing protein lvsD. The record is from RefSeq and is a predicted model, not a curated record. Gene Ontology annotation, molecular function: protein binding. Lineage: Eukaryota; Metazoa; Arthropoda; Insecta; Diptera; Drosophilidae. The transcript has 5 exons. Bases 700 to 1728 code for a protein of 342 amino acids.
AUAAGUAUUUACCAUCGUGUCGUUAUAGGAAAAUUAAAAAUUGUGUCAUCUCGGGCAAAAAUUAAUGCUUAAAAACUAAGUAAAACGGAGAAAACGCUUUUUUUUUGUCUGCAGAUUAUACCUUCAAUCGAUAUUAAAAGUUAAACACGCAAAUUAAGCUUAAUCGCGCAAGCACUGUAUAUCCAAUUCCAUCUAUCUACUUAUGUGUAUAUGUAUGAAGACAUUGAUAUAAAAUAAAGAAAGGAAGUUUAGCAUAAGCAAUCAUAGAUUGUCUGGACAUUAGGCAUCAACAUAACUUAUUAGUGCGCAGAUAUUGGAAAAACAAAAAAAAAAAGCAAUCACAAUAAAAGCUUCAAUCGAAAAAAAAAAAAACAUUUUACAUAAAGUCAUUUGAAAAACAAUCCAACGAAAGCCAAUUAAAAUUCUAGUGUUGAACCGAGCGAUGUAGUCGAAUUACAUAUGUACAUACAUACGUACAUAUGUAUGAAUGCAAUAAAAAUAAUCGAAAGUUGCACCAAUUUGUAUAAGGAAAAUAAUGAAAAGUUGGGAAUAUCAUAAUGGCUUUUGCAACUGAUGAUUCCGAUUAUUAUUAUUGCCAACCCAAGAAGUUACCCCUAUGCAAAUAUACUGUGCAGUUAGAGAACUGCUGCACGUACAUAUGAACAGAGUGAAUUGCCAAAGGGUAAAAAGCUACUCGCCAUGUCGUUAAGGUCUUCGGUUGAAAAAACACCUACAACGGCAGCAGUUAAACAUCAACAGCAACAACAACAAAAACAACAGCAACAACAACAACAACAGCAAGAGCACACCAUCGUCGCAAUUGUAGCAGGUCAACAAAAGCGGAAGUCGCUCAAUUCCAAGCGUUCGUAUUCCCUAUCCUCGAGCGGCUCAUCCACAGCCUCCUUGGGAGCCACAAGGUCCGCGACAUCACCAUUGGUAACCGUUACCGAGAAGAGUACUGCGAAUACGAAUACAACUACAAAUACCCAGGCGCAGGCACAGUCACAGUCACAGGUCCAGGUCCAGGGUCAAUCGUUUUUGCCCUUCUCAUCGUUUUCAUACUGCACCGAUACCAUAGCAGCAGUGCAUCAUCAGCGCCAAUCCUACGCCCUGGUGCAGAAGCCCCCAUCGUUGCGAUACCAGGGGAAGCCCCAAGCACAUCCACAUCAACAUCCACAUCAGCACCAACUCCUGGCCAACUUCUCGCCCACAAUGACAUCCUCGGAACCGUCAUCGCCCUUGGCUGCCGAUGGAUCCGCCUCCUCGGUCCUCGGCCCCUCCUCCUCCUCCACCUCGGAGGUUGCCUCUUCGCAUUGUUGCACCAAUGUCAAGGCCAGUAUCACUCCGUUGGCAACACAGAAAAUGCACCGAACAAUACCAUCUGAUAAAAUAAACCUUCGCCUCAUACUUGUGAGUGGUAAAACAAAAGAAUUUAUUUUUAGCCCGUCAGAUUCCGCAGGUGAUAUUGCACAAACAGUAUUUGAUAAUUGGCCAGAAGAUUGGACUCAUGAAACUGUAGCGAAAGCCGAAAUCUUGCGUUUGAUUUAUCAAGGUCGUUUUCUUCACUGCAAUGUAACCUUAGGAGCACUGGGACUUCCAUUAGGCAAAACGACUGUUAUGCAUUUAGUGCCACGUGAUAAUUUGCCAGAGCCCAAUUCGCAAGAUCAAAGACAAAAUAGUAAAGGCGGUUCUGGACGAUGCUGUUCCACAAAUUGCUCUAUUUUGUAACUAAAUUAUUAUAUAAUAGUGUAAUAUUUAAACUAAUUUGAAUUAUAAAAUAAUAAAAA